GUCACAGAAAGUGCUGAAUAGCUCUCAUCACCACAGCACAAGCCUCCAACCGAACCUUUGGACACCGCCGCCUACCAUGCCCCGAUCCAACCUCGCAUUCUACCUUCACGGCCUCCUCGCCAUCCCGCCCUUUUUCAACUUUUUCGCCCUCUCCUUUAACCCGGACCGACUCGCUCGCUCGCAGACCGGUCACAUCCUCCGCAAUUAUGCCUUUUUGCUCCUGUCCACGUCCGUCGUCACCUUUGUCCACCUCGCCAACCAGACACUAGGGGUCGAACAGAGGGUAAAGGACGGCAGGAUGGCCUUGGCCUUGUCGAUCUAUCACGUAGCUCCGAUCUGGAGGGCGAUCGCGAGGAUUACGGGUGGAGAGGCCGUCUGGACGAAAGAGAUGGGCGGGCCUGGGGUGCAUCUCGGAACGCAUCUGGUCGUCAUGGCCGUCUUGCUCAAAAAGGGGUUGAUGAUGGAUUAGACCACGAGCAAGAGGGAUCAAAGGAUGCCAUCGUUAUUCGUAAAUAUAUACCUUGCACGUCUCGUAAAAAAGAGCAAUCUCAAGAACUCAUAUCCGAUCCUCUAUCAAUCUCGAACCCAGACCACCGGAAUCCUCUAUCAACUCGUCUCCCCAGCCU
Messenger RNA from Filobasidium floriforme, 626 nucleotides. RefSeq lists its product as uncharacterized. The transcript has a single exon. The record is from RefSeq and is a predicted model, not a curated record. Bases 77 to 469 code for a protein of 130 amino acids. Lineage: Eukaryota; Fungi; Basidiomycota; Tremellomycetes; Filobasidiales; Filobasidiaceae.